Molecule: messenger RNA, 339 nt
Organism: Prorocentrum cordatum
Lineage: Eukaryota; Dinophyceae; Prorocentrales; Prorocentraceae
Source: the annotation of a GenBank genome assembly
AUGGCGGAGUGGAUUCAGCAGCUGGUCCUUGCGGUACACCAGGGCAGGUUUGACAUCCUCUUCGAGCCCCUGCCGCAACAGAGGGCGGACGCCCCGAGGCUGCAGUACGCCCAGGACAUCUGCGACAAGGCUUGGGUCGCUGGGAGUGCGGGGAGGCAGCUGCGAGCACCCUCCGUGUCCGAGGUGGAGCAUGGUGUGGCAGGCCAUCCAGCGGGCACAGGUGAUUUCUACGACGAGGCGGAGUCCCCCGCAACAGACCCAGUCGAAAAGGAGGAGUUCGGCAUAUCCCUGGCUUCGAGAAAGGCGCAGAAGAGGAACCUGUCAAUGAUGCCUUGUGAG